Messenger RNA from Trichechus manatus latirostris (Florida manatee), 2419 nucleotides. It is a transcript of the gene SLC25A6, whose product is annotated as solute carrier family 25 member 6. Gene Ontology annotation, molecular function: ATP:ADP antiporter activity. NCBI's taxonomy places the organism in Eukaryota, Metazoa, Chordata, Mammalia, Sirenia, Trichechidae. Gene Ontology annotation, cellular component: mitochondrial inner membrane. Bases 87 to 983 code for a protein of 298 amino acids. The record is from RefSeq and is a predicted model, not a curated record. The transcript is spliced from 4 exons. Gene Ontology annotation, biological process: mitochondrial ADP transmembrane transport; mitochondrial ATP transmembrane transport; negative regulation of mitochondrial outer membrane permeabilization involved in apoptotic signaling pathway.
CGGCGGCAGAGCCAGCGACGCCAACCCUCCCGGCCCUCGCACGUCCACGCCAGCUUUCUGUCCGCUCCACAGCGCGCUCCGCGACCAUGACGGAACAGGCCAUCUCCUUCGCUAAGGACUUCCUGGCGGGCGGCAUCGCCGCUGCCAUCUCCAAGACGGCCGUGGCCCCGAUCGAACGGGUCAAGCUGCUGCUGCAGGUACAGCAUGCCAGCAAGCAGAUCGCGGCCGACAAGCAGUACAAGGGCAUUGUGGACUGCAUCGUACGCAUCCCCAAGGAGCAAGGCGUGCUGUCCUUCUGGCGGGGCAACCUGGCCAACGUCAUCCGCUACUUCCCCACCCAGGCCCUCAACUUCGCCUUCAAGGACAAGUACAAGCAGAUCUUCCUGGGCGGGGUGGACAAGCACAAGCAGUUCUGGCGGUACUUUGCUGGCAACCUGGCCUCCGGCGGGGCUGCCGGCGCCACCUCCCUCUGCUUCGUCUACCCACUGGAUUUCGCCAGAACCCGCCUGGCAGCCGACGUUGGCAAAUCGGGCGCGGAGCGGGAGUUCAGGGGCCUGGGAGACUGUCUGGUGAAGAUCACCAAGUCGGACGGCGUCCGCGGCCUGUACCAGGGCUUCAACGUGUCUGUGCAGGGUAUUAUCAUCUACCGGGCGGCCUACUUUGGCAUCUACGACACGGCCAAAGGCAUGCUGCCCGACCCCAAGAACACACACAUCGUCAUCAGCUGGAUGAUCGCUCAGACGGUGACGGCUGUGGCUGGGGUUGUCUCCUACCCCUUCGACACCGUGCGGCGGCGCAUGAUGAUGCAGUCGGGGCGCAAAGGAGCCGACAUCAUGUACACCGGGACGGUGGACUGCUGGCGGAAGAUCCUCAAGGAUGAGGGCGGCAAGGCCUUCUUCAAGGGCGCCUGGUCCAACGUGCUGCGGGGCAUGGGCGGGGCUUUCGUGCUGGUCCUCUAUGACGAGCUCAAGAAGGUCAUCUAAGGUCAUCGCCAGCCGCUGCCACUGCCUGCAGGGAAGAGGGGCCGGCCAACCACAUAGAACCACACCCAUCCGCUAGGGACCACUGACCUUCAGGAAAGUCCCCUUGUUCCUCUCCAGCGCAGAUCAUGUCCUUAGAGGGCUAGGGGACGCGCCGCAAGGGGCUCGUUGUGACCACAUCUGACCAUUCCACAGCCGAUCCGUGUCUUGAUUGUCUCGGGGUAGGGAUCAUGACCAAUACCGUGGGUCCACAGUGGGCUACCCGAGGACCCCACCUCCAGACGACGCCUGUCACCCCUCCUCCCUCCCAUCAUGUCGAGUAUUUAUUUACGAUCGUGUUUCCUACCUGCCCGUCAGUGCUAGCUCCUCUCAGCUCAGCUGGAUCCCGCUGUGAUGCGUCACGGGGGUCAUUCUGCUGCGCGACAAUAAAAACAGGACUUGGAACAGUGUGCUUCUCUGCGCUCUCGGGGGUUCUGACGGGGACACAAAGGGCCUGCGAGGGGGUCUUCUCUCCCCAGGCAGGGCCUCCACUGGGGAUUGUGGUACGGGGUCCUCAGAGGACUGGAGGGGCUCGGCGGCCAGCCAGCUGGGGAGAUUGAAACCCACACGCAGGUGAAGGCUGGAGCCUGGGUUCCUGAUGGCUCUUUUCUGGCUGCUCCUGGGUCUGCGGAUGAGCCCAGGUAAAUGGUACAGUGCGGCGGGCGUUCACACAGGUGGGUCCCCUGCUCGUCUGCAGUGCUGGUAGGCAGCCAGGCUGAUGGCAGCUCAGCUGCCUCCAGGGCCCCCCGCAGCACCAGCAAGCGUCGGGGGCAGUUUCCCCCUGAGGCAGGCCCUCCACUGGGUUGUGCUUAUGGGGUCCUCAGAACAGCCCUGGGGGCACAGAGGACAAGCGGGGUCUGGAGCCCACGCGGGUGAAGGACACAGCCCAGGCUGAUGCCAGUCUUCAGCUUGGCUUGUGCGAGAAGCCGCUCCUGGUUCUGUGGGUGAGCCCAGGUGAAUGCCAGGGGCCUGGGCCUUCACACAGGUGCGUCCGAGCCUCCCAUCCGGGAUGUCCUCUUCCGCUGUGCUCUUCCACCACUCCAGCCAGUAGUAGCCCCUCAGGACCACUCUUAGUGGGUCCCGCAUCACCAGGGGGUCUCCCAACAGGGUGCCGGCAGGUUUGCAUCCGGAGACCCACCUCUGCCCUGUGCUCACCUGGAGGAACCCCACUGCAGAGGCAGCGUAAACCUGCCCAAGUGUGCCGGCCACCCGGAGACAGAACAGCCUUCCUCUGUCCCUCGGCUUCCUUUUCACAUGUUCCACAUUCGUGACAGAACACUGGGUGUUUGGAGCGUCCAUUCCGACUGGUAGUUUCCAAGUGGGACAAACGGUUAAGUGCUCAGAAGAAAGCCCUGGCAAUCUAUUUCCAAAAAAUCAGCCAUUGAAAACCUUAUGGAGCA